Molecule: messenger RNA, 4449 nt
Organism: Kockovaella imperatae
Lineage: Eukaryota; Fungi; Basidiomycota; Tremellomycetes; Tremellales; Cuniculitremaceae
Product: P-loop containing nucleoside triphosphate hydrolase protein
Exons: 8
Coding region: 1-4449 (1482 amino acids)
Biological process (GO): transmembrane transport
Cellular component (GO): membrane
Molecular function (GO): ABC-type transporter activity; ATP binding; ATP hydrolysis activity
Source: RefSeq, a predicted model, not a curated record
AUGUCUCGACUCUGUAGUAACGAUUGGUCCAUUGGACCCGGUGCCAAUUGUCGGCCACUGGACUUUACCCUCCUGUUCAGUGAUGUCUUCUUCGCCUUCAUCCCGGCCUUGUUCCUCCUCGUCCUCGCAUCCGCACGAUUCACUCGACUCGUACGGAAGCCACGGAGACUCUUACCUCUCAAUCAAGUUCCCUUCCAUGGCAGUCUCCUGCUCAUUUCCCGAGUCGCACUCUCCAUCGGCUUUCUCGGCAUCAAUGUUGCGACGUGGGUCAGGUGGGAACUCACCUCGCCCGUCGCUGGCAAGUGGUCUGGACUCUUGGCCAACUGCUUCCAGACUCUUGCAUCGCUGGCCCUGUUGUUGAUCAUUCCGCUGGAACAUUUUCGAUGUAACAGACCUUCACAACCCCCCGCGCUGUACCUUUUGGUGAAUGCCCUAUUCAUCGCUGUCCGAAUCAGGACCUACGCUAUCUUGAAUCUGGAUUUGACCACCGAGCUCGGCGUCUGUCUGGCCCUCAACUGUGCCCUGUUUUUGGCCUUGCAAUUUUCCGCAAGGAGCUCGUUAGAGAAUGGCGCAGAUCUACCGCCAACCGCUACGGCCGGGCUCCUCAACCGAUACCUUAUCGUCUGGGUCUUUCCGGUUUUGAUCAGAGGCUUCAAGAAACCUCUCGAGAUGGACACCGUAGGUGCCAUCGACACCAACCUGCAUUCUCUACCCGCGUGGGAAACUUUUAGACCGGUAUGGGAGAAAAAUCUCGCCAGGUCAUCCCAAGGCAAGACCAAACAGCCAAUGGUCUGGACUAUCUUGCGUGCUUUCAUGAUGGCCUGGCUUGCACCCGUCCUACCCUACGCCAUCUCGUCGCUUGUCUCCUUGGCGAGGCCACUGUUGCUCAACAAGACAGUGCUAUUCGUCGAAUCCUACAGCACACCCGAACCUCAGGCCGUCGGCGAUGGAUGGGCGUUGGUGGGGGCGGCCGCACUCAUCUACCUGGUUUACUCAAUCUCGCUCGCCCUCGCUCACAUUGCCACUCAACGCUGCGCCACCGCACUUCGUGGUGCGCUCAUGGAGGCGUUGUACCGGAAGAGUCUCGUUAUCAAGGUCGAUGCGGCGAGAGAAAUGGGCGCAGCCAAGGCCAGCAACUUGAUGAGCGUCGAUGUCACCAUGAUCACUCAGACCUGCGUCUCGAUCCAUCAGUUCUGGACAGCUAUCCUGAUGACUGGCUUUGCAAUGUACAUUAUUUGGACCCAAUUGGGACUAUCUUUCCUAUCGACGGUGAUUGGUUCGAUCGUCUUCUUUGCUCUCCUUCCAGUCUUGACCAAAGACAUCUCCGCAGGCAGGAAGGCGUAUGGUGCUGCAACUGAUGCCCGAGUCAAAUUCACCGCCUCGGUUCUGCGUCACAUCAAAGCCGUCAAGAUGUCUGCCUAUGAAUUCCAGGUCAUCAAGACCGCCGUCGACAUGCGAAAGGACGAGAUCGAUAAGUUGAAAUACUGGAUCCGAGAGAUUCUGAAAGUCUCCAUCAUGACAAAUUGGCUCGGAGGCUUCUUGAAUCUUAUCACGAUCAUCACCUUCACGGUGGUUUCCAUCUACACCUCGAACGCCAAUAAUGUCAAUACCGCAAAGAUCUUCACAGUCGUCUCCACCAUAAGCAUCAUUUCCGAACCCUUGUUGAUGCUAGGACAGCAACUCAGCUCCAUGGUCAGUGCCUAUGCCAGCUUGAAGCGAAUCGAAACUUUCCUCAUGCUGGAGGAGAGACAAGAGCCGAUGAUGGAAGAACCAGAAAAGGACCUGUCCGAAAAGGAGAGCCAGUGUCGGGUCGAAUUCCACAACGCGUCUUUCGGUAUCAAGGACAAAGCGACCAUUUUGAAAAAUCUCAACGUCCACCAAGUGGACCCUUCACUUUGGAUGAUUGUCGGCAAAGUUGGUUGUGGAAAGUCCACUUUCCUCCAGGCCAUACUGGGCGAACUGGAUUUGAUAGGCGGCACGUCCAAUGUGCAGCUCUGUGCCGCUGGAUACUGCACCCAAGACCCUUGGCUCACUGUCAACAACUCGAUCCGACAAAACAUUACCUUUAUGCAUCCGUACGACGCCAAAUGGUACAGUAGAGUCAUCAAGGCUGUGGCCCUGGAUGUCGAUCUGGCGAUCAUCAAAGGUGGAGACACAGUACCAGUCAGUGCGCUCAGUGGAGGGCAGAAACAAAGAGUUGCUCUUGCUCGAGCUGUCUAUGGUCGAUUCCAGACUUUGAUCCUAGAUGACGUCUUCUCGGCACUCGACGCAGAGACUGAAGCUAGGGUGUUCAACGAGCUCUUUGGCCCCAACGGUCUCCUGCGAGGCAAAUCUGUCAUUCUUGCCACCAACCAAGUCUAUCGAUUCUCCAACGCGUCGCAUCUUACAGUCCUGCAAGAGGGAGAAAUCAUCGAGCAGGGUGAUUACAAGAGUCUACUUGCAAAGGAGGACGGCAUGAUCUCCCAGCUCGUCAAGGAAUUCGCCGCUGGCAAGAAGGAUCAACCUGAUGAAAUCGUCGGCCAAGAGAUUGCCCAGCUCGAUGAUCUGACUGAGCCCGCCGAAUCUCAAGAACAGGACCCAGAAAAGGUCGAGAAGCGAGAAGGUGCCAGAGGAGCUGUCAAUUGGUCCACCUACCUCUUGUACCUCAAAGGCAUGGGUUACGUCUACUCUGGAUUCUGGGUCGGAAUGGUCGUCGCAAGCACCGCCGUGUACACCUGCAUCAAUGUCUAUCUGCAGGCUUGGACACAGAGCCUGCAGGAUGCCCCGCGCUCCAAAUAUGCAGCGUUCCUCGGUGGAUACGCCGGUAUGCAGGUCGGCUACCUUAUCUGCUUUUCGACUGCCAUCAUGUUCUGCUUUCUAUAUGCCCACCCUAUCGCCAGUUUCCGACUUCACGCAUGGCAGAUCAAAGGGUUGCUUUCGACAUCGCUCAGCUACUUUGACUCUCGUCCCAUUGGAGAGAUGGUCAACCGAUUCAACACGGAUCUCAAUCUCACCGAUCUCGUUCUUCCCAAUCAUGCGGUCAAUUUCAUGUUCAUCGCUACCAAAAUCAUGGGGAGUUUUAUUAUCAUUACAGUUGCGGGACCUAUCAUGGCGGCUGUCCUAGUCGGAACAGCGAUCUUCAUGUGCUUCAUCCAAAGGUUCUACGUCCGAGGAGGCAGGGAACUACGACGUCUCGACCUCACAUCAAAGUCUCCCAUCUACACCUUGUUCUCUGAAACCAUUGAUGCGGAUGGUCUCCGGACCAUCCGAGCCAUGAAGGCUCAAGAGAUGUGCUUGAGAAUGAUGACAGAAAGGUGUACCGCCUCUCAGCACCCAGCCUGGCUCUUGAUGGCCAUCCGAAAAUGGCUAGAGCUCGCCCUCAACUUGUGCGUACUUGUCGUCAACACGCUCUUGGUCGUCAUUGCCGUCAUCAAUCGCCACUCUGUCUCCGCUGGUAUCUUGGCCCUUGCCAUGUCUGAAGCAGCUGGACUCAACUUGGAUUUCAUGCUUCUCAUUGUGGAAUGGACCAAUGUCGAAAUGUCAAUCACAUCCAUCGAGCGGAUUCAAGAGUACAUCGAGCUUCCUCCACAGGAAAAGAUUGUCAUGUCUGAAGAUGCUACGAAUCCUGAUUGGCUGAAACGAGGAGCCAUCCGGUUCAACAAUGUCUCUGCAAGGUAUGCUCCAGAGCUGGAGCCGGCCGUCAGAGACGUCUCCUUCUAUGUGAAGCCUGGUCAGCGAGUCGGUAUCUGUGGUCGAAGUGGAUCAGGCAAGAGUACACUUUUGAGCGUAUUGUGGCGGAUGAUGGAUCACGAAGCUGCCAAGGGCGGCAUAUUCGUCGACGGUAUCGACAUUCGUCAAAUUCCUCUCCAGACGUACCGGUCAGCCAUGUCCAUCAUUCCACAGGAUCCACUGAUUCUCGAAUUGAGUCUUCGAGCCAACCUUGAUCCCGAGGGUCUACACUCUGAUGCAGCCAUUUGGGAGGCAUUGGAUCAAGCUCAACUCAAAUCUCACGUCGAGACGCUUGAAGGAAAGUUGGACGAAGUGAUGGCUGGCGAUGGUGGAUCAUUUUCGCGAGGUCAACGACAGCUCUUGGCGCUGGCUCGAGCAAUCCUUCGACGUAGACCGAUCCUGGCGUUGGAUGAGGCUACUUCCUCGAUUGACGCGAGAACAGACGCUGCGAUUCAGGAAACCAUUCGCUCGGCGUUCGACCAAGCGACCGUCUUGACCAUUGCGCACCGAAUUAGCACCAUUAUCGACUAUGACAAGAUUAUCGUCAUGGAACAGGGUAACAUUGUUGAGAUGGGAGAACCGCAAGAAUUACUCUCUCGACCAGACGGCGCUUUUAGACGAUUGGCAGUGGAAAGCGGGGCGGUUGAUGCUCAGAUGGGAGGCGAAGGAAGUCAAGGUCAGACUCAGCUCGCUAUCAGACCGGAGAGGGCGGUUCACAGUGAUGACGAGGACGAGGAGUAG